Morone saxatilis (striped sea-bass) is the source of this 7066-nucleotide messenger RNA. Its product is annotated as myocardin-related transcription factor B-like. Bases 459 to 4301 code for a protein of 1280 amino acids. Lineage: Eukaryota; Metazoa; Chordata; Actinopteri; Moronidae. The transcript is spliced from 19 exons. Gene Ontology annotation, biological process: smooth muscle cell differentiation. The record is from RefSeq and is a predicted model, not a curated record.
CGGAUUCACAGACAUUUGACACACACAAGCACACACACGCAUCUUAGUCAGUCCUGUAGCUACAGCAAAUACAGCAGAAGCUCUCCUAAAGCUGUGCAGUAGCUCUGAUACAGUAGCUUUAUAUUUGUACAUGCUUUUUUCACUGCUAUGAUACAGUUAAGGAGGAUUUUCCUGUAGACGACACUGGAGGUUUUUUCCAAAGUGGCGGGAAAUUUCUGUUUUAAUGAGGAGGAGAAAUCUCUUUUCAUUUGUUACUUUGCUUUAAAGAAUAUUCUUCCUUUUACUGUGUCCAGCCACUUGGCAAUUGUCAAAGAGGAUUGCAUUGUUCUGUUUUCUGGAUGUACAGACUUGUGACAGCUGCAUAAAACCAACACCUGGACUAAGCUGCAGCCGACCUCUUCCUCCGUGUUUUCUUUGUGCCUCAUUGAGAAUAAUUUCCUAGUUUGAUCGCACUCGCCAUGCUGGAUCAACUGUCUUGUGUCCGCAUUGACCGUGCCCCUCUCAGGCUUCCACCAAUCAGCAGGAACAUGGAUGAGAGAGCCAUACGAUUUGAGUUAGAGCGCCAGGCCUGUCAGAGUCUCAGACAAGUUCUCCAGCUGAAGCUACAACAGAGACGGUCCAGAGAGGAGUUGGUCAACCAGGGGAUCAUGCCGCCCCUGAAAAGUUCAGCUACCUUCCAUGAACAGAGACGGAGCUUGGAACGAGCACGGACUGAGGACUAUCUCAAGAGGAAGAUCAGGAGUCGACCCGAGCGAUCUGAACUGAUCAGGAUGCACAUCCUAGAGGAGACGUCAGCAGAGCCGUCACUUCAGGCCAAGCAGCUGCAGCUGAAGAGAGCUCGUCUUGCAGAUGAUUUGAAUGAUAAGAUCUCCCACCGGCCAGGGCCCAUGGAGCUGAUCCACAAAAACAUCCUGCCUGUUCACUCCAGCAUUAAACAGGCAAUAAUAGAGACACAGUUUCCAAAGGCUUCAGGUGAUAACUCUUCAUGUGAUGAGGACAGCAAUUACAGUCUGUCUCCAGAGCAGCCAGUAAGCCAGGAGUCUCCUCUGGGCCUGCUACCUCUGCCCUCCCCACCAGAGACUCUGGCUGGGAGCAGCAUCCCAUCUCCUACACAGGUCGCUCCUCCUGCACCUCCUCCACCACCUAUCUCUGGAGCCCCCACCUCAUUGAAGCUGACCAAUGGGAUUACAGCACCAUCUGCCCAGAGGACAGGGGCGAUCUCACAGAUCAAGUACCAGCCUAAACCAAACUCUGACCGCUCUGCACACAGUAAGAAACCAAAAGACAACAAGCCAAAGAUUAAAAAGUUAAAGUACCAUCAGUACAUCCCUCCGGACCAGAAGGGCGAUAAAGAGCCUCCUCCCCAUCUUGACUCAUCUUAUGCCAAAAUCCUCCAGCAGCAGCAGCUCUUCUUGCAGCUCCAGAUCCUCAAUCAGCAGCAGCAGCACUACAACUACCAUGCCAUCCUGCCUGCACCACCCAAACCUCAGAUGGAUCAGCAGCCCUCUUCCUCCUCCAAUUCCACAACCAUCUCCUCCCCACCUCGACCUGUCGCCGCCUCUUCAACAGCCCCCUCUAACCAGGGCGGUCACAGCCGUCAGAGUUCUGCUCCUUUAGGUGGGACAAAACCAGCAUUUCUACCUCCAAACCUGGAUGAAAUGAAGGUCGCGGAACUGAAGUCCGAGUUGAAGCUGCGCAACUUGCCAGUCUCCGGCACCAAAAACGACCUCAUUGAGAGGCUGAGGACCUACCAGGAACUGAAUGGAGGCAGUGACACUACCUCCUCUCGAACAGCAGGGGGUACCACAGGGCCAGGGGCUGAAGGAGCAGGAAAAUCCUCCAAAACUGCUGCAACCACCACCUACAACAAUACAUCACAACAACAGCAACAGUUUCACUUUCAGUGCCAUCAGACGUCUUCUCUUACCGCUGAUGGUAGCAGUUCCGCCCCAGCAGCAGCCACUCCUCAACAGCUCAUUAGCUGUGGUCGCACCGUCUCCUCCGCUAACGCCUCGCUCACUCCCUCAGGCUGCUCACCGGGAGCCAUUAGCCCAGAAGAUACCAGCUUCAACAACGACCCCUUGGGGGAAAUGAUGAGUUCGCCUCUCACGCAGCUGAGCCUUCAGCCAUGUUCUGCUGCUGAGUUUCCAAUUAACAUUAAAGAAGAGCCGAACUGCUCCACCCCAGCUCCUUGUCAAUUCUCUUUAAAGACUGCCUCUCUGCAGAAACAUUGCCUGGCCUCAUCAGCUGCCGCCACAACUACAACCACGGCUCCAGUAGUGGCUAUGGACAAAGACAAGAUGCUGCAGGAGAAAGACAUGCAGAUAGAGGAGCUGACCAGGAUGCUGAGGCAGAAACAGAGGCUGGUGGAGUUGCUGAGGAUGCAGCUGGAGCAUGGGAAGAGGGGAGGAAGAGUUUCAGAGCCGCUAGUUCUUGUAAGAGUUAAACAAGAACCACCUGAUAAGCCAAAUGUCCCUCUCUCAUUUGGCCACCCACCUUUCCCCUCUCCACCUUCAUCUGUUUCAUGUGACAUGGAUGUUACCAAGGUAACGGUCAAACAGGAAGCUGUUGAGGCAGAGGAUGUUGUGUCUGAGGCAACUACGCAAUUACCAGACACUCAUGGAUUACCACGGUCUUUGAUCCAAACUCAGGACGUGCAAAUCAAGCCAGCGCAGAUGAACAAACAGACAAAACAACAACAUAUAUGUCUCCAGCAAACCACUCUGCAGUUUGCCCAGCAACAGGCCAUACAGAAACUUUUGCUACAGCAACAGCACAAUAUUCAGAACCAGCAGCAGACAAAUCAGAACAGCAGUCAGACGCUAGAGAAUCAGCAGAACCUGCAGAGACUUUCUCAGCAGAGAAAAAAGAAAUCUCAAAAACAGCAGCUCAAACAGCAGCAACAGCAGCAGCAACAGCUGCAAUCACAACAUCUGCAUCAACAGUCAAAGCGGCAUCAACAGCAGAUGCAGCUGAAGCAACAGAUUCUUCUGAAGCAACAAAAGUCAGUUUUACAGCAGCAAAAUAAGCAGCAGCAGCAGACUAAACAACUGCAACAAUUCCAGAUACAGACCAAGAUACAUCUGAAGCAACAACAGGUGCUAAUACAGCAGAAACAACCAGCGCAACAGCAGUCCCCACAGGUGUCUCAAACGUACCUCAACCAGCAGUCAGCCUCAGCCCCCUCGUUCCCACUGGAUCUUCUUAAGAGUAACUCCGCCCCGACUCUGGUCACCGACAGCAAUGGUAACCACUUCCUGAUCGCACUGACCAGUCACAUUACAGAGAACCAAAGAAGUGAUGCGCCUGAGACUAAAACAACCAAUCAAAUCACUCUGCAGCGACUACAGUCUUCUCCAGCCAAGCUCCCUGGCCACAAUCCUGUUCAGCUGCCUAAAGCUGAUAAUCAAACCAAACAGAGCGUGCAUGAGGGAUUUUUGAAACAACAAAAGACAAAGCCACAGAAUGGGGGACUUCAGGUAUCUGUUGACCAGCCUCAGCAGGAAGUUACUCAGUGUUUGUCAGCACCUCCCAGUCUGCAGCCUUUCUUCAAGGACCAGGAGACCGCUCCCUCAGGGAAAAACACCUUAUCACCUUCCUCUCAAAUUGAUGUCUGCCCUAGUCUGGAUGUCUUGUUUAGUCCUCUGUCUCCUGCCUCCAUUAAGACAGCUGCCUCAUCGCCUGAUAACAAAGAUACAGAGCGCGAGGAUGAUUUUAUUGACAUAAUUUUGCAGACAGGAGAGAUGUCGAGCACCUUCAAACCAGCACCUGACCCGUCUCUGGAGCAUCUAAAUCCAAACUCCUCUGCGUCUUCCCCUCCUCCCUCCCCGCUCCAGCUGUUGCUACCCCCCUCCAUCCCACCCAGCUGUGACACCCCACAGCAGGCCCUCUCGGUGCAGUCUGAGCUUCAGACUCUGGUCGACACCACAGAACAGAAACAACACCUCAGUAGCGCUGGGAGUGGACGCCUGGAGGACUUUCUGGAAAGCACCACUGGUAAGCCUCUCCUGGGGGUGGAACCCGGGGGCCUGUUGACUUUGAUUGAUGACCUCCACAGUCAAAUGCUGUGCACUCCCAGCAUCCUGGACCAUCCCCCAUCUCCCAUGGAUACCUUCGAUAUGGCAGUGGAGGGGGAGCAUGGGCUGGACAGUAUGGAUUGGUUGGAUCUCACCAUUGGAGGAGUGAGGGGAGAGGAAACCCCCACACUGGCCCCACUGGGCCCCCAGACACCCCCUAGUGUGUUUUCCACAGACUUCCUGGACAGUUAUGACCUGCAGACACACUGGGACUCCUGCCUAUAGCCUAUAGCAAUCGGAACGCAAACAUCCUAUACAGUUGCAUGCACUCACACAGUUGCACACAUGCACAAAAACAUGGAAUUGAUUGCUGAGGCUUCAGUAUCUAAUUAGAGCACUCUUUCUUUAUCUUCUCACGCACUGGUAUAUUGAAUCUUCAAGCACUUUGACCUUUAUUUAUUUUAUUUACAGGCUGUAAUAUUGAUUUUUGUACAGACACUUAUUAGGCAGGUCCUAUAUCUGUUCUUGAUUCUUUAGCAACAGUUUUGUCAACACAUUAGUUGAUGAGACACUUCUAACUGAGCCAUUAACCUGUAGCUUACAUAUAAAUUAAUCCCAUCUUUCUUUGUCACAGACACCAUGUUACAGCGGAGAGAAGUUUAUCGGCUUAUUUGACUGUCUCCUAAUUAGAGCGCAAAUCCUUAGUUGCCUUUUGUAGUACAGAUACAGAUCAAGAUCAAUAGUAUACCACUACAGGAAGUGGUAAAGCCAAUCAAUAACCAAAGUUAGGCUUAAAGACAAUGGUGUUAUUGCAACAUAAUAGUUUAUGUGUGGAGCAGAGAUGUUGUUUGGUCAUAAUUUCAAAAUAUGUUGUGAUUUUAGAUCACACUUAACUGAAUCAUGUUUUUCUUAUACAUUUUUGACAGUUACAGAAUAUAUGUCUCCACAUCUUAGACAUUGGUUUAGGUUAAAGCACUGAGUGUGUUACUGCAAUGUAUCCUAUUCAGUAUUGAUGAAACUGCCAUCACAUACAUACAGCAGACCCCAACUGCUUUGGAACAUUUCAUUAACAGCAACAACAUUAUUACAGUACAGCAACAAAACAAAAUAGAUUGUCAUCAUCGUAAGUGAGACAUAAAAACCCUGCAGUCUGUUGUACAAAACCUGCUCAGUAUUCAGGCUUUAACUGAAUGGAAGGUUCCACUUUUCUCACGUUUGCAGAUUCUCAAAGAGAGUUGCAAGAAGUAUCUCACACGCUUUCUGUUGGUGAGAACAAAUACUGAGCACUUUGCAACAGUCAGCGUUCAAUGUUGAGUACCUACUGUAUGCUCAAGCUCUAAUUUCAGGAUAUAAGAUAAAAGACACUUUUGAAAAACUUUUGAGAUUUCAUACACAACCCAACUUCUAAACUUAGUUCAUUUGGGACAGUUUUAGAAAGUUCAUAUUAUAUUGAUCGUUAAUAUUUUUGAGUACUCAGAAAGUUUAGCAGAAAUGGACAUUGAAUAUGUCACACAUGAGCCCAUUGUCUUAAUCUUUUUUAUUUGACAUAAUGCUACUUUAUAGUAUGUACAUUACAUAAAUCUAUACACGUUUUGUAUUAAUAUUUCAUGUGUGAAUGUAUUUGGUAUGAAAUCUUCUAUAAUAUAAGCGCUACACAUAUGGUAAACAGGUUUUUGUGGUCAUUUUGGGACUUUUGUGUUGCUGCCAUACUGUAGUUUCCUUCCCUUUCUAUUAACACACACACACAUACAGUAUAAUAAAAAAAGGGAAACUCCUGCAGCGUUAUAGAUUCUUAACACAUUUAGUUUGAUGUAAUGCCUUCUGCAUAAGGAUGUUUGUGUGAAUGGUGAUAUUUAGCUGUCCUGUACUGUAUCAGUACUUUUGCCUAUGGGGAAUGUCCUUUCCUCUUUGAGAUUUUACACUGCUGUAAUGUACCAGUUUAGACACUGAAAAUGUAUUAUAAGACAUACAGCUUUUCAUUUUAGCUGUGGAUACUGUGACUUAUUCUGUUUAUGACAAAAUGUCUGUAUUGUGAAUCCAAAGUCUUGGAGACUUGCUCAUUAGCACAAUCACAAACCCAUACACACACACACAAGUUCAUUUAUCAUUUUACACUUUCAUGCAUUUCUCAUCACAAAAAUACUGCACCAUACUGUACAUCUGUAAUCAUAUUUACACUUUAUAUGUGAUGGGUUUGGAGACUUUGUCAUAGUUUCCUAAAAGUACGGUCGGCCUCUGAGUGAGUUCAUACCAAAUCAGCAUUCAACAAAUCCAAACCCUUUUUUUCUGUCUUUAAUCUGUUCAAUAUUAAAUUCAGUUGAGUUUGCCACUUAGAUUUAUAAGGUUAAGUGGUAGCCACAUUGUGUCAUCCAUUUGCAUUUGGAUGGGUACAAUUUCUUUUUGAUUUUCUGACUUUGUUCUUACUCUCAGGUGACCAUAUGAACAUUGAAACUGUUGUUCUGUUGUCUGAACUCUUGUUCACACACUGGCCAUUAAGAGACCCCCUGAUGCGUGUGAUUGGUGGAAGUGAUGGGGGAGAAAAUCCUUGUUCUGUGAAAAAAUGUAUGCCACAUUUUCUUUUAACUCUUAGCAGUUAUAAGAGACAAAUUCUGAAGUAUUCUUUUGAUUCUAAUAGUUAAUAGGUUUUAAUUGUGUAUUCAGUAAGUAGUCAAGUAGUGUAUGCCAACCUAGGCUAAAUACUGGAAACUCAGUUAUUUCAAUGUACAUAGUACUUAUUUGGGUUUUUGUUGAACUUUUUAUUUUAUUUAUUUCAUUUAAUUUCAUUUUAAGUGCCUGGCAUGAAGUAUUAAAUACACUUCAACUCUGUCAAAGUUAUGUGGACUUUCAAAUAAGAGGAACGUCUGAUUUCUGCUGCAUUAUUUCUGUAAGUGUUGGGCUGCCUCAUGUAAAUGAUUGUGAAAGCAUUAGGAAAAAAUUAUUGGACGUUUUGGGGAAAUUGUUUGAGCUUUUUGUGUACUUAAACUUAAAGUAUUUCUUUUUCUAAAAACAACAAUGAAUUUGUUAAUAAAAGACGAGAUAAAUCAGUCUGC